This is a messenger RNA of Cylindrotheca closterium, 723 nucleotides long. NCBI's taxonomy places the organism in Eukaryota, Bacillariophyta, Bacillariophyceae, Bacillariales, Bacillariaceae. The record is from the annotation of a GenBank genome assembly.
AUGAAUCCAAAGGCGCUUCUAUCGUUUCUACUUGUUACUUAUCCUUCCGUAAUUAUAGGAUUAACCACAAACUUCAAUUCGCGUUCAACAACGAGCUUAUUUGCAAAAAAGCAACAGAAUCGAAAAUCCUCCUCCUCGAAGGCUCCAGCUUCCAAGAGUGUAGGAGGUUUUGGGAGUGCGCCAAAGCCAGCUUCUGAUGGAAAGGUCCGAACCGUAUCUGGUUUUGCAGGUAGUGGUACCAAGCCUCUUCGCGUUGCUGCAAACACGUUUGAUAAGCUACGAAAGGACUAUGGUAAAGAAUACACGUCAGAUGUCUACUGCAAGAGUCCACUGAAUGAUCCAGAACUGCUUUGGUUUGUUGGGAAGGUCAACAUUCGUCCGAAUACAGCAGCAACACCAGAUCAAGCUGUUAUUGCUCAGAAAAGACUAAUUCUUGAGUACGCAAAACGCGAGCUACGACCCCAGAAUCUUGGAGGCAAAUAUGCUUCAUCUUUGGAACUAUGGUUGGCACCUGGUGAUUCCGAAAUGGAUGCAGUGCAAAACAAGGUGUCAAUCACGAAGGUUGAUGGAUCAGUUGCAGAUCUUAGUGAAGAUUUCUCUGUGAACGAUGUUGGGUACAACCCCGAAAUCUAUGUUGGGGAUGAAGUGGAAAAGGGUGGUUUGAGAAUCAAACGAGAUGAUGAUGGAAACCCAAUCAAGCCGGUGUUUGAAGUCAACCAAUAG